Auanema sp. JU1783 is the source of this 1572-nucleotide messenger RNA. The record is from the annotation of a GenBank genome assembly. NCBI's taxonomy places the organism in Eukaryota, Metazoa, Nematoda, Chromadorea, Rhabditida, Rhabditidae.
AUGAUGAUCCACAGAAACAUUUUCACCAGAAUUGAUAAAAUUCAAACAGAUGUAUGGAGUAUCGUCUGGAUUAGCAGUAUCAUUUUCGGUGCUACUCUACUUGUCAAUGUAUAUAUGAUUUAUUAUAUCAAGGUUUACCUUGAUAAAUUCAAUAUGGAUGCUGUAUGGUUAGAAAGUGUUGAUUUCUCAGUCAAUUUCAAAGUUCAAAACAUAGUUCAAGAUCGCUUCCUAUUUAACACUCCUCAUUUGGAUUAUAUUCAAUCUGUUCUACUUUUUUGGAAUUUAUUCAAUGAUUUGAUCAUUGGGUUUGUCCAGGAUCUGGGCAUAUGUGGAAUGAAAUGGAUAAAGAAUAGAAGAAAAGUACUAUUAUAUGUUGCUCCGUUCUACUCUAUUUCUUUUUUGAUCUUCUGGUUCCCAUGGUCUAAGGAUGAAUUUGUGGUGGCCUUCCAGCUUCUAUUCUGCUUUUUCUUUUUCGACACAUUCCAAACUUUGAUUUUAUCAGCAUAUUUUGGAAUGUGUGUCGAAAAGUUUCGUAAGCACCAAUCACGUGUUAGAAUAUUCGUUUAUGCAGAAGUGGCGACCGUAAUAGCUGGGACUUUGAUCCUACCUAUCGAGUCUAUGACUGACAACUUACAAAGGUAUAAUGUAUUCCAAGUUUUCGUGGUUGGUAUCACCCUUGUGGCUACUUCUUGUAUGUUGUUUGGUGCGAAGAAUCUGAAAAACCAAGAUAUGUCAAGUAAUAGUGAAGAGGAUGUACCUACAGUUUUGUCUGGAGAGGAAGAAAUAGAAAGCACAACUGAUUGGAGAUCGAUCAUUAAAAUAACAUGGCAGAUUAUAAAGGAAUUUAGAUUCAUUGCUCUCGUAGGAUCACAGUUCUUCAAAAUUUUAAGAUAUAUGGCAAAUGAACAAUUUCUGGUUACGUACGUGGAAAUCCUCUUGACCGAGAACAGUAUUUUAAGGAAAGGAAGUAGCAUGCUUGGUUUAUAUUAUAUAAUCGCUAGGUCCUUAGGAAGCAUUUUGUUCAUAUUACUUUGGAUCCCAGUUAAAAGAGUCGGGUGCCAAUGGGUAAUCCAUGGUAUAAAUCUACUCACUUUGGUCAAUUGCGCUGUGGCAUACUACGCUGGUUCCAGCCAUUUUUGGAUACUAGCUUCUUUCGUUAUUUUAGAAAACACAUUCUCGAGGUGCGGUUGGCAAUCAUUCUAUAUGAUUAUAUCUGCACAAGUGAUCGAUUCCGAUCGGGAAGUUUACCAUAGAAAACUCCCAUUCUCAACAAUCGUAUUCUCGCUGAAAACAUUAUUUACAAAGCCGGCUGAUCAACUUGCCUCUGUUAUUGUUUUAGGAGUCUUACAAAUGAGCUACUAUCACGAUUUCAAACUACUGUGUUGGCCAAACUCAAAUACUGUUGGGAAACUUUCCUCUAAAAAUAAUAUUGCCAAUGAAAUCUCUUUCACAGAUUUAGAGCUGCGAUGUACCAAUAUAAAAAGCGCCACUUAUGACACCUUAAUUUUCCUACCACUGAUCAGUUUGUCUGCUGGAAAUCUGCAGCGAACCAGUCAGAAAAAAAUCUAUUGA